Messenger RNA from Trichoplax adhaerens, 690 nucleotides. RefSeq lists its product as uncharacterized. Gene Ontology annotation, biological process: cytoplasmic translation. Bases 1 to 690 code for a protein of 229 amino acids. The transcript has 7 exons. The record is from RefSeq and is a predicted model, not a curated record. Gene Ontology annotation, molecular function: protein binding. Lineage: Eukaryota; Metazoa; Placozoa; Uniplacotomia; Trichoplacea; Trichoplacidae.
AUGGAUUUCGCCGAAGAACAGCGUAAUGAAGUAGAGGCUUUGGAAUCCAUUUAUCUGGAUGAUCUUCAAAUAAUAGAAGAAGAUCCAUGGUCCUUUACUAUUUACGUCGAGUGUGAUCAACAGGAGGAUAACCCAAAAUUCGAAGCAUGUUCGGUACAGUUUCGCUUUACUCUUACCCCGUGUUACCCAGAAACUCCGCCGGAGAUACAAAUUAUUGAAAAAGAUAACCUAUCUGAUAAUGAUAUAUCUGAUAUUAUGGAAAUAAUGAAGGAACAGGCUGAUGAAAAUUCAGGCAUGGCCAUGGUAUUUACGUUACUAUCAGCCGCCAAGGAUAAGAUGGCAGAAAUUGCAGAGAAUAUUCUCAUACAGAAAGAAGACGAAAUCCAGAAGCUGAAAAGGCUUGCCGAAGAGCGUGAUAAGGCUAUUCGGUUAGGAACUCCUGUUACAGUUGCAAACUUUUUAAAAUGGAAAGCUGAAUUUGAACAAGAGCAGUCGGCUGCCAAGAAGCGCUCGAAAAAUAACGAUAGCACUUCUACUAAGUUAACUGGUCGGCAAUUAUUCGAAAGUGAUAGCUCUUUGAAAAAUUCAGAUGCUUCAUUUAUGCAAGACGGUAGUGAUGUGAGAAUUGAUGAAUCACUGUUCGAAGAUCUUGACGGUUUGGAUAUUGAAGAAGAUAUGGAAGACGACUAA